Molecule: messenger RNA, 3811 nt
Organism: Pectinophora gossypiella (pink bollworm)
Lineage: Eukaryota; Metazoa; Arthropoda; Insecta; Lepidoptera; Gelechiidae
Exons: 5
Coding region: 87-2561 (824 amino acids)
Source: RefSeq, a predicted model, not a curated record
GCGCGCUAGUGCGGUCCGAGUGCUGCGAGUGGCAGUCGGUUGAUGACGGUCGCCGCGCGCGGUUGGUCGCGCUCGAGCGCGGCAUCAUGGCGCGACUUCCCUGUGCCCUACUCCUGCUCGCGACACUCGCCUCGCUCGCGCCCCUGCGCCCAGCCACCGCGCACCAUGCCCCAAUGUGUCUACUCUCUUACUGUGAGUGCACCCCCGCUGCUCACCCCUCAUGGACCACCGUCAACUGCACCGUCCCCAACGAUCAGAAAUUAGACAUAAUGGAAGGCGACUUGCCGGAUUCGACAACUGAUCUGGUGAUAACGGGUGCGGAGGCGGUGAUGUUCGGUGCCAACUCGCUGUCGCGGCUGCAGGACGCGCGCCACGUGAGACUCUCCGGGGUAAAGGUCAUCCUCAUGAGGAGGUUCGCCGCCCUCAACCUCAACGUCGUCAGCCUCUACCUCGAGAUCGAUCAUAGCGACGUAAUCAGAAUAGAAGAGAGGACGUUCAGUAGCAUAAGAGGUCCAUUAUCGGUGAUGAUCACAGAAUGUGACUACGUUUCUGUGGAAGGUACGGCCUUCUCUUGGCUACUAAUGAUGAACAUGAGCAACAUCCGGCACCUGGAGGUGGGCCCCGAGUCGUUCACGCUGGACCCCACCGCCGCCAACGUCGGCGAGCACGGACCAGGCAUGCUGAUUCAACUGAAGAAUUUGACAGUAGCUGAGUUCCCCGCGCAGACGUUCGGCUCGUCAGCGGCCGGGAUCACGAUGGACGCGGUGGAAGUCCGGGCCGUGCGCGCCGGCGCAUUCACCGCCAACACCUACACUAUUGUUAUGGCAGUCAAUAGCUCCUUCCACCUCAUCGAAGGUGACGCCUUCGCCCAGAAAUCUUUAAUCAACAACCUGCAGUUCCACGGCUGCUCAAUACAACAACUGUCGUCGAAUGCUCUACAGUCAGGUGUCACCAACCUAAACGUUUCACAUUGCAAAAUUGAAAACGUGGAGACAGGAGCCAUCAAUGCCACUUUUGCAGUCGUAGCGAUACAAGACUCAGAGUUUCAUACGUUCGAGGAAAAAGGUUUUGAAUUAUCAUCAUGGAAUAAGUUAAUAAUGGAAAGAAAUUCAUUCGACGAACUGCCUGCCCAUGCUAUCGUAGCUACAGGGACAUCCAUACAUAAAUUGGUAUUUACUGAAAACGAAAUUGAAACCGCUAACCCCGAUAGCCUUGCUUUCAUAGGACAAGCUCAUGCCAAUUUUGAACAAAAUAUAAAAUAUAGAAGCAAUUAUUUCGGGCAAGCAUGUAAUUGUAAUAUUUCUUCGUGGCUUUCGAAGGUGAUCGCUACUGAAGAUGGCCAAUACGAAGACGAAACUCUUUGCACCGUUGAUGAGUUUUUCGCGCGGUGCUUCAAUGUACCUGAACAAAACAUGGUACUGAGCAAGUUCUUAGACAGCGUGUGUACUGACAAAAUGACAAUUCAGUGUGAAGCGUUCACGAGCCAAAAUGAAGGUGAAAAGGAAAUCAAAAAUCCCCGAUUCCCGCACAAACACAAGGAGGAAGGAGGACUAACGGCUCGGAAUGCAAAAGUUAUUGGAAUUGUUAUUGUCACCUGUUUCGGAUGUGUUCUUCUGGUUAUGGUUAUAAGUUUGAUAAGGUGGAUGAGACGAAAAGGUUAUUGUGUAAAUGUAAAGAAUUUUCUAAUAUCUUCAAACUCUUCAUGUGGAGCUAUGUGUGAUAGGCUUUGUAGUUGUGGAAGAAACAGUGGAAUUGACAACGCGAGAUCCAUUUCCCAAUUAUCUGUGCACGAGUACUCGGAGAGGCACCGACUGAAUGAACCUCGCGUCCAGGAAGUGAUUCAAGAAACAGCACUACCAGACAUCUACACCGAGCAAGUAGUUCCGACAGAGGAGAAGACUACGCAAACCCUUCCCGAGGAACUUACCAAGGAACUAUUAGAAAACUUAAAGGAAAAAUUGGAGGAUCCAGAAAAUUAUGUAGAGGCACGAGAAAUGAUCGAACACCUAUACGAACUUAUUAAAGUGGAAGAAAACUGCAACGUGGAGAAUACUGCAGUAAAAAGGAACACUGACGAAAAUAUUUACGAUUUACCAUUUCAAAACACUGCGCCUCGUAUGGGUAAGAAUAAGAAAAAGAUGAUCAGUGUGGGCACAAAGACACCGUCUCUAGAACAGUUACAGCCUCUUUCCCCUUACAACAGACAAACGGCAUUAGCCCACGAGUAUUUCGAACCAAAGGAUUUCGCCGUACAUCUGUACGCUGAAAUAGCAAACUGCGACAAAGAAAAGAAGAAUUUGCUGGGUGCUAUGCCGGACGUGGUGGGCGACCAGGCCAAACCGCGCGGCCCGUACCUCCGCGCAGUACGCGACAAGAUGAACUCGAGCGCCAGCUCUAGCCCUUCUACAAAGUCGCAGAACAGUUCAAUUACUAGUCCACAACACAUGUCGUCGAUGAAAUCCGUCAAGUCCAAUGGGUCCGGAAAGAUGAUGAACAGGCCGUUGCCAGAGAAACCGGCGCCCCUGGACCCGGGCGAGGGCACCUCGUUUAAGCUCGGCUGAGGGCUCACCGCAGCCGAGCAGCGGCCCUUGUUACUGACGGAGCGGCGCCGGCGCCGGCCUCCGCGCCGCCACCGCCUGCGCCGCGUCGUGCGGCCGGACACCCUUGCUGUGGAGGAGGCGGCGCCCUGGCCGGGGGUAACACAAAUGCUUAAGCGUUUCUUUGCUGUGAUAUUUUUAAUUUUAAUUUUAUUACUCGAUAUAGUGUGAAUGCGUCAUGCCAGACAUGGUUGUAAGUUUAUUUGUAAAUAAUUUGAUGUAUAUUAAUUUAAUUUUUAAGCCUACAUCAAAGACGUGCCACAUUAUGAUUAAUUUAAUUCAAUGAGAUAUAAAUACUAUAUUUGCUUAUUGUGCGUAACCGCUGCAGCGAUGGUAAAAGAUGAAGACCAUUAGUGUUGUUCAGUUCGGCAAGCUUAAAACAAUAUUAACAUUACGUUAUUCGCCCUGCUGUGCCCGUAAUGAUUUAGUCUCUUUAAAAAAUGUUAACAACCCUAAGUCCAUUUACAUAUUACAAAAGAAGAUAUUUUUAUGAAAAAAAUAUAUAAAGCUGACCAUUUCUACAAAGUUAGACACCUUGAUUUAGAGUAAAGAGUAUUUACACAUUACCAACACAUUCGAGCUUGUAAUGUAUGUUAACGUUACUACCUGCUAUCGUCCCAAAGGUUAGUGAGUCCAUUUUGAAUCUUUAAUUUUAGAAAAAAUGUUAUGAAAAAGCUUUAUUUCUAGAUGAAAUUUUAUCUUUGAGAAAAAAUAUCCUAUUCACCUAAAUAAUUAUAUUGUCUUAUACAUCUUCAACCUAUUGUCCUGAGCUUAAAUGAAUGAUAGAUAAAACAAAAUGCCAUAUUUAAGAUUAUUAUAUACCUAUGAAACAAAAUUAUAUUAUAUGUUUAAGUAUUUAAAACGUACAGUAGUCAAAUUUUUGAUGUUACGUCAUUAUUAGAAGUUCUAUGCAAACACUGCACUUAAUUAUAAUUCAUACAAUAAUUCAGUGUCAAAUUGUUGUUUAGAAAAUUGUUUAGUCAAUAGUGUUGAUGGUUUAAAUCUUGAUGUUUUCGAUUCAAUCUCGGUGGUCAAUAUCAAUUUUCUGAAAAGCAGAACAAAAACAAAAAAAAUAUAUAGGUGAAAUACAUAUGUGUAUGAUUAUCAUGAAACAUAGAAUAAAUUACUCGUAAUCUAUCGCAGACAAGUAACUUGUAUGAGAUAUUAUAUUAUUCCAUGAUGUUAUAAUACGAAAUAAAUGUUGAAUGUGCAAA